GCCCGGCUGCCGCGGGCCUGAGGACGACGUGAGAGGCGGCGGUGGCCGGAGAGCUGCCCAAGAGCCUCCGCCACUCUCCUGAGACCAGGCCGCAUCCCGAGGCCAGUCAUUCCUGAGGCAGCCACUGGACAGCGGCUCCCAAGAGGACGUGCGCCGUGACUCCCGAGCACUCGGCGGAUUCAGCGGGAUAGCGCUCCUAGGUAGUUGGUCCUCUCUGGGAAGCCGUAGGCGCCCAGUGGCAGAGUCCACGUGACUCCGGGGACAACGGGCAGAAGCCAUGGCUGUCACCAGGCCGCUGUCCCGCUUCUGGGAGUGGGGAAAGAACAUCGUGUGCGUGGGCAGGAACUAUGCGGAUCACGUCAGGGAGAUGCAGAGCGCGGUACUGAGCGAGCCGGUGCUCUUCCUGAAGCCGUCCACCGCCUACGCCCCCGAGGGCUCGCCGGUCCUGAUGCCCGCCUACAGCCGCAACCUGCACCAUGAGCUCGAGCUGGGCGUAGUGAUGGGCAAGCGCUGCCGCGCCGUCCCGGAGGCCGCGGCCAUGGAUUACGUGGCCGGCUAUGCCCUGUGCCUGGACAUGACCGCCAGGGAUGUGCAGGACGAGUGCAAGAAGAAGGGGCUGCCUUGGACUCUGGCCAAGAGCUUCACGGCCUCCUGCCCCGUCAGCGCGUUCGUGCCCAAAGAGAAGAUCCCUGACCCUCACAACCUGAAGCUCUGGCUCAAGGUCAACGGGGAACUCAGGCAGGAGGGUGAGACAUCCUCCAUGAUUUUUUCCAUCCCCUACAUCAUCAGCUACGUUUCUAAGAUAAUGACCUUGGAAGAAGGAGAUAUUAUCUUGACCGGGACACCAAAGGGAGUGGGGCCUGUUAAAGAAAACGAUGAGAUCCAGGCUGGCAUACACGGAGUCGUCAGUAUGAAAUUUAAAGUGGAAAGGCCAGAAUAUUAAGUCUAUACAAAGCCCCCUAAUUUAUUAACACAACUUUCAGGGCAGAAGAGAACGAGACAAAGCAAGCAAGCAAGCAAAGGUUAUUUAAUUAAAUAUGACAUUUUUUAAAUUAGAAGCCAAUUUUUAAAAUGAUUGGAUUAACUGAAUCACAAUGCUGUACACCAUAAGUUACAACAUUGUAAAUCAACUAUACUUCAAAUAAAAAGGGGAUGUAAAUUAAUAAGUGAUUGUAUUGCUAUACCUCAACCCAAGGAAGAUGGACGCUCCAGGAAAAACCUGAUCUAGAAGAGUUGGACCAGAAACAGAAAUGAGAAACAGUGCCUUCUAGGAAACAACAAACCACGUGCUCAGAAGACUUCCUCUCCUAAAACUCUACUGGAUAAGACUUUUUUCAUUGGGCCAUUUCUGGGACCAGGUGUUCAAGACUUAAUAUCUGCAAAGGAAGCAGAAAAGUACGUUUCAUCAGUGUUUCCCAAAUUUUCUUGAUCAUGAAAAUCAUCUGGAGGUAUUUAAAAAUAAAAAUCUCCAAAUUACUGGCCCAUCCCAGGCCCAAUGUAUUAAUGGAAUUAAUUAAUCUCAAGUGCUCCAAGUGAUUCUUAUCACGGAAAUGUAGAAAAACACUAUUCCACAUAAUAGUUAAUUAAAAGUUUUAUUUAAUAAGUGAGCAAUUAAUGAAUACUUCAUUUGUUUACUUAGGGGGUGUAUUCUGGCCCACAGAUUCUGAGUUUGGGAGAUAAUUUUGAAAGUAUUGUUUCCCAAAUGAGUAUGCUGUCUUUUGUGUGGCCUAAAAGUAUACUCCACCCCCACCCCAAAUAGUGGUUAGGAGGAACACUUCCUUGUUAAGGGGCUUCAGACUUUGGUCUUUGGCCUUUGGCCUUGUGAGCACUGUGCUUUAUUAACAGAGUUAAUCAGCACCUAUACCUCCCGCCCAGCUUCAGGGAGGUCAGAUGUCCUGGGAGUGCUACUUUUGCUCUCACCUCCUCCCUUCUCUGACAAAAGCUAGGUGAGUGCACAGUACAGCUAUCAGAGUUCCUGGUGGAGUCCUUUAGGCUUAGGCAGGGGCUCCUGCUGGAUUGUAAUGCUUACUGAGCACUAAGUACUACUAGGCGCUGUACCAAGAGUUUUUUAUGUAUUAUUUAAUCUUCAAAAAAGUUGUGAGGUUGGUAUUACUACCAUCUCUGUUACACAGAUGGAGACAUAGAUUUAUAGGCUAGCCAGCCUGGCUGUAUGGUCACUCAGCUGAGUGGCACAGCCAAGAUGUAACCCAGCUAUCCCAAGACCAAAACCUGAAGUCUUGACCACAAUGUAGGCUGCAUCUUUUAAGUAGAUAUAUUUAAAAAUUCAAACAUUUCGGUAUUAUGCCACCCCCACAUUUAGAAUUUAUUCUUGGAAGGGCCAUAAUUGGAUUUGUUUAUAAAAUGUCAUGUUAAUCUUUUAAUAAGAUUUCUUUUUUUAAGUGUUUAAACAAUAUAUAUUAUAGAAGAGUCAGAAAAUAUGUAAAAGCAAAAAACCAAAACACCCCAAAUUUUGUAUGCCGAGACAGCCAAAGUUAAGCAUUUGGUGUACAUUCUUCUGGAUGUAUUGUUAUCUUUUGAAUAAAAUUUAUACCAUACA
Molecule: messenger RNA, 2557 nt
Organism: Camelus dromedarius (Arabian camel)
Lineage: Eukaryota; Metazoa; Chordata; Mammalia; Artiodactyla; Camelidae
Gene: FAHD1
Product: fumarylacetoacetate hydrolase domain containing 1
Exons: 1
Coding region: 278-943 (221 amino acids)
Cellular component (GO): mitochondrion
Molecular function (GO): acetylpyruvate hydrolase activity
Source: RefSeq, a predicted model, not a curated record